AUGGUCGCCCAGUUUUUCAAAGUAUUUGGUUCAACGUUGUUUUUGUUGAUAUAUGUUGUUUCUCAAUUUGUUGUACAGGUCUGCAAGACAGCAGAUGUGGCUAGCAAAGUUGAGAGCCAGUUGAAACUGGUUAUUAGGCCCAUGUACUCUAAUCCACCUAUUCAUGGUGCAUCAAUUGUUGCAACCAUUCUCAAAGACAGGUACUUUUGGCAGUUGCAGCUGGCUAACUUACAAAUUGAUGCUGGACACUAUCUAGAAAUUGAUAAUCAUCAUCAUACAAUUAUUCAACAAAUGACACUUCUUCACAUUAUCAAACAGAUUGGUAUGUUCACUUUCACAGGGUUGAACAGUGAGCAAGUUGCCUUCAUGACCAAGGAGUAUCAUAUUUACAUGACAUCUGAUGGGCGAAUUAGCAUGGCAGGACUCAGUGCAAAGACAGUCCCCCAUCUUGUAGAUGCAAUACAUGCUGCAGUAACUCAAGUCAGCUAAGGAGAUAUGAAGUUAUGGUGUCAGGAUUUUCAUUUAGUUAUAUCCCCUGGGAAUAAUUUUUUUUCUCCCUUACAGCAUUUGAAGCAAAUGCAAUGUUGCAUUGACUCAAUUAUAGUCUUUGGAUUGAGACAAUUUUGAAACAUCAAGUAAUUCUGAAACCUGAAAAAUAUCCAUUUAUGGUCUUGGAUAUUGGUUUUUCCCUCAGAAGUUAUAUGUUAUCAAAAAUAACCAAAUGCAAUUAAAUAAAAGAGUUAUGUCAUAAA
Carica papaya (papaya) is the source of this 752-nucleotide messenger RNA. NCBI's taxonomy places the organism in Eukaryota, Viridiplantae, Streptophyta, Magnoliopsida, Brassicales, Caricaceae. The record is from RefSeq and is a predicted model, not a curated record.